AUGAGGCAAAUGAAGGAAAAACAAUGUUAUGACCCAAUGGGAAUGUUUGAACCUUUACAAAUUCCCCAAGAGACUCGUCAGAAACUCGAACUUUGCUGUCAGUUCGACUACGUCGACGGAAUGGUUACUCGAAUCCAAUUCGACAAAGAAGACGUCUCUUGGUCUAAAAACAUUAAAAGAGGAGUGCUAAACAUGCUCCAAAUGAAUUUACGGCAUAAUGAAGAGGGGCAGAAUGUUAUGGGGGAAAAUAAAAAUCUGGAUAGAUUAGCUCAGAGCUUUACCGUUCCUGAAACAACCGUUGAAGGGGAAUGCCAAACUAUCUAUACAAUUAAUAAAGAAUCAAAGCAAUGUCAAGAGAGUCAACAACCCUGCUCUUUCAACGUUACAAAGUCGAUAAAUUUCAAAAAAUGUUCAAAAAUUGUUGAUUCAACUAACGGAUUCCAAACAGAACAACCUCAGCUUAAGUGCAGUCAAUGCCCUAUGAAUGAGGAUGUAAAAGUAAAUGAGGAGCAUGAGGGAACAGCGGAGAAUCAAUGCGCAGAUUGCGACCCUAGAGAGAUGACUGAGCAGAUGUUGGAUCGUCAAACAGUCAUCCGCGCAGUGCUAAAAUGUGGAACAGAACAAAAACAAAAUACUUGCCCAAAUUGUUGCCAAUUAGAUAAUUCAGAAAUGACUUCAAACUAUAUUUAUAAAAAUACAAAAAUUGAGAGUGAAGGACUUUAUGGCUCUGCAUUGAAGACAAAGACAUGCGCAAAACUUGUUUUAGAAACAGUACAAAAUAUAGAAAAACCAGCCCCUCUCGCUGCUACAGCAGAAUCAGAUGAAGCAUUGCUCUACUCGAAUGAAUGGGGAAUGGAUCUUCGACGUUUCUAUAUGUUCGGAGACGAAGCCUUCCCAGAUGUCAACAGUUUGCCAUACAAAAUGCCAAAAGUUGAAGAAGCCACCCAAGCACUCCGGUCUAUCGUACAGAGCACAACGGAUCACCAUCACGGCAUCAAAACUAAACAUACCGUCGAUCUGAGUAGAUUAGUUAAUAAAAUGAGAAUGUGUAGUUAUGAAGAGCUAAAACAAAUUGAACAGAAUGCCAAAGACCAAGAUGGAGAGAAACAACAAAAGGUAGCAAUGGAUGUUUUUGUAGAUUCCUUGGCUACGAGUGGAACAAGAAAUACUGUUAAGCUUUUGGCUGAGAUUAUUGAAAAUGAGGAAAUUGAUGAAAGUAAAGCAGCAUUUGCCAUUAAUCAGUUGAAAAACCUUCCGAUUCCUUCCAACUCCAUUCUAAAACAAGUCAAACAACUUGCUCAAAAUGUGAAUGUACAAAACAAGCCUACGGUUAGACAAGCAGCUUGGCUAACCUUUGGUGCGUUGGUCAAUGAAUUAUGCCAACAUAAGGGCAGAAAAGCGAUGGAAUCAUCUCAGGAUGUGUCAAAAUCCGUUCAGGAGCAAUGUACUGAUGAUAAGAAGGAAGAGUACAAAAGGACAUUGUUAGAGCAGUACAGCCAAGCCACAACUUUCUACGAUAAAUUCCUUGCACUUUCUGCUUUAGGAAAUGCCGGAAUUGAUACUACAACACCUUACAUUGACCAGAUAAUUAACGACAAAUCUCAAGAUUAUCUAAUUCGAGUAAAAGCAAUUGAUGCUCUUCGCCGUCUUUUCACGAAACAGCCUCGAACUAUCCAACAAAUUCUUCUCCCAAUAUUUUUGAAUAAUCAAGAGGAUUCUUAUGUUCGUUCUAGCGCCUUGACUACUCUAUUGAGAACACAACCAGAACCUUCAGUAAUUGACCAGAUUGUUUAUUCAAUGAGACAGGAACCAAACAAACGUGUAAAGGCGAGUACUUAUCAGACAUUGAAGAUGGUGGCUGAAUCGAGAAAUCCUGUUGAUCAACAAGUGUCAAAACAUGUCAAAAACGCUUUGAAAUCCGUCAAUAUUGACAAUGAAGAAAUGAAAAAGUACAAAUUGUGGCAAAUUCCAGCUUUCUGCUCUAAGCAACAAGAGGGAGUUUUCUUCACUAUUGGUGCUAGAAAAGCUAAGCGUUGGAUGCCAAACUUUUCUUAUCUGAAAACUGACACGUACCUAAAUGAAAAAUCAAAUCUUGACUUGUUAACAGUAUAUGUUCUACAAGCUUCUGAGGGUUAUGAUAGUUAUGGAGAGACUCGUAAUUACACUGCCAAUACAAAUAAUGACCAACACAGUGAGAACAGCAAGACACUCAAACAAAUUAAUCAAAUGCUUCAAAUCAAGACGCGAAAUCCAUUUAAGUAUGGAUAUGGAGAUGAACAACAGCCUUCCUCACAGAAUCCGUUGAAAUAUGGAUAUCCAACUGGACAACAAUCUACCAAUUAUUUCCUCAGAAGUCAGCAAAAUCCAUCCUCCGUUCUCUGUGUUAGAAUUGGAGAUGUUGACCAUUCGUUCCAUGCUCUAAAUCAGAAUUGGGAUAUCAUGUCCAAAAAAAGUGGGAUACUAAAUUGGGCUAUAAUGUCCUCUCAAACUUCAAUCCCAACUACUUCACCAAUGUUGGAAGAAAUCCUUCAGUCAAUUCAAAGAGGAGAAAUGCCUAAGUUCAAUCGUUUAAUCUCCAAAUUUGGUCUCCAACAACUCCAAUCUGUCCAAAAUCACACAUAUUCUGCAAUCUUUAAUGAGAGAGAAGCAUUAAUUCCAACUUCUGUGGGGAUUCCUGUCAAAAUUGUCAACUCAGUUCCGAUGCUCAUGAAUGUAGAAGCAAGUACUCAACUGCAAAAUAGGCAAAGCCAGGAAGCUAAAAUUCAAAUUGAUGCGAGAAUCAUGGCUGGCGUUUCACACGUUCAGAGAAUUGGCUCCUGGACACCUUUCCUCAUCACCGGCGUAAGCAACACCCGCUCCGUUGAAGUCAACCUUCCAAUCCAGGCUGAACUAAAUGCUAAUACCGAAGCAUCUAGGCAAUCCCUCACUGUCAAAGUAAAAAUGCCUAAAGAAACAACUCGACUUCUUGGCGCUCAUUCGCAUCAAUACACCUACAGAGCUGAAAUUGACCUAAAUACAAAUUCGCCUAUGGGGAGAGAAUACCGUACCAUAAGGAAUCCAAAACUUGACCGUCUUCAGUAUCAGAAGAACAAAGUUAUUGGCUCUAAAAAUGUUGGUGUUCCAGUGCAUGUUUAUGCUCAUUACCAUUGGCCUUCAAAUGCUGCCAACAUUGUCCAAAUUCUCAAAAUGCUCACUUCAACAGAAAACGCAAUGCAUGUCACAUACCAACCCGGACAAGAAACUGCACGCGAAGUUGUGUUCAAUAUGAAUACAGAAAACUUCCAGCCUGUAAAGGCAUUCCAGUCAAAAAUGGGCAAUUUCUUUGAGAGAAGUGCUACGUCCAAUGAAGAAGGAAAUGUUCGUAAAACUAAAACACUUACUAUAAGAUACCCCAAAUAG
Molecule: messenger RNA, 3399 nt
Organism: Meloidogyne enterolobii
Lineage: Eukaryota; Metazoa; Nematoda; Chromadorea; Rhabditida; Meloidogynidae
Source: the annotation of a GenBank genome assembly